AGGAAAGAGGUGGUCCAGAAGCAGAGAGAAACCGAGUUUUUCGGGGGGAGACUUCUGAAGCUCUCCCCCAUCCCUGCCUCGGUCCCUUUAAGCUCCCCCCCAGCCACCCCCCCCCCCCAACACACACUGUCUUCAUCUCUCCAUUUCCGCGCUGCUGCUGCUACCGCCGCUGCGCCAUCCCGGACUGAGACACUAAGACUCCUGCGCCAGCAGUCAGGGGGCCCUGACUCCAGCUUCAGAGACCCUGUCCCAACGAUUGCAAACAUGUCGUCAGAAAAGUCAGCCCAGGCUGGUCUUGAACUUCCCAGUUCUUCACCCUUCCCCGGCUGCUUCACAAGUACAAGGAUUACAGGCAUGAACCACUAUGCCUAGUCCCAGAAGCUUUGUCAUGGACCUUAACGGAGGCCCAUGAGAUUCCCAGGUAACUCCACCUGAAGCAAAGUGGAAAUGUUAAACUGAGCGUGCAUGACCCCUGUGACACGACCACAUGUGCAGGAAGAGGGGACAGCUGGCUCAGAGACAACCCUGAAUGAGGGUUGUGGUUGACAGCAGCGGAGCCUGGGAGGAGCUGUGACAGUUGUGACGGCAAAACUAGAUUGGGGCCAGGUGGCCUACAUACAACCCCUUCCCUGACCCCAAAAUGGGAGAUGUCGUCUCGGCUGUAUCUCCCUCGCUCUUUCUCCAUCUCUUGCUGUCUCAUGUCUCUUACCCUUCUGAUCUCUGCUGUCUUCUCUCUCCCCUUAUCCUCUCCUCGGCUUUUCCAUGGCCAGGCCUUCCAGACUCGGUUCCCCACACUUCACCGCCGCCCUACAAUGCCCCCCAGCCACCGGCCGAGCCCCCCAUCCCGCCCCCACAAACGGCCCCAUCCUCACAUCACCACCACCACCACCAUUACCACCAGUCUGGCACCGCCACCCUCCCGCGCUUAGGAGCAGGUGGCCUGGCCUCUGCUGCGGCCAGUGCUCAACGCGGUCCUUCGUCUUCCGCCACGCUACCGCGGCCCCCCCACCAUGCCCCGCCCGGCCCCGCCGCUGGGGCUCCCCCACCCGGCUGUGCUACCUUACCCCGCAUGCCACCCGACCCUUAUCUGCAGGAGACUCGCUUCGAGGGUCCACUUCCCCCACCACCGCCUGCGGCCGCCGCCCCGCCCCCACCAGCGCCUGCCCCGACGGCCCAAGCCCCGGGCUUCGUGGUUCCCACGCACGCGGGGGCGGUGGGCACGUUGCCGCUGGGGGGCUACGUGGCGCCGGGCUACCCGCUGCAGCUGCAGCCGUGCACUGCUUAUGUCCCUGUGUAUCCGGUGGGCACGCCCUACGCAGGCGGGACCCCCGGGGGUCCUGGAGUGACCUCCACUCUGCCCCCGCCGCCCCAGGGCCCAGGAUUGGCUCUGUUGGAGCCCAGGCGUCCGCCACACGACUACAUGCCCAUCGCUGUGCUGACCACCAUCUGCUGCUUCUGGCCCACAGGCAUCAUCGCCAUCUUCAAGGCCGUGCAGGUGCGCACGGCUUUGGCCCGCGGAGAUUUGGUGUCUGCCGAGAUCGCUUCACGCGAAGCCCGGAAUUUCUCCUUCAUCUCCCUGGCCGUGGGCAUCGCAGCCAUGGUGCUUUGUACCAUCCUCACUGUAGUCAUCAUCAUCGCCGCCCAGCACCACGAAAACUACUGGGAUCCCUAAAAACGUCCCCAUCUCGGCCCCACUCCGUGCCCCCCAACCUCCCAGGCGCGUCGCGCAGUUCUGCCGCCUACCCAACGCGCGCCCUGCACAGCCUCCUGAGGCGCCGCUGGACGUCCAGACAUCAUAAACUCCGCCCCCACGGAACCUCUGGCCCAGAGAGUACGCUCAGUUCCUCAGGAACCCCUCUAACACCCACAUCCUCAGCGGCACUGGAAUCCGCGCCAAACCCCAAUCCUCCAGUCGCCCUAGUUUCCCACCCCAUCAAAGUGCAGUGCCAGGGGAGGAGCUCUCCUCGUCUCCUCUCCCCAGUAGGAGUCAGGUCCCAGAAGCCCUGCCUCAUCUAUGAGCUCCACCCCAACUCCCACAAACCCCGCCUCCAGGUCGGCAGGCCCCGCCUUCUUUUUCGUCUUUUGGGGUGUUCAGUCUGAUGAUUGGGUCUGUGAAUCCAGGCCCAGCUCACAUACAGACGGACUCAUUCCCCCUACCUCCCUAAAAGGACUCAGCCUUGGGAGAACUACACCCCCACUCUGGCUCGGAUUUUUUGCCAGUGAGGAUUUUUCUUUUCCCCCCACCCCAUCUCUGCCUAUUUUCUUGCUAAUUACAGAACUUCCCGUUUUGCUGCUUUUGGAGUGAGAUGUGGGAAGUUCCUGGUUUAGUACCCCUCACCCUGGAAAAAGAACCAAGUCCCUGCAAUGUAAAUACCCUUUCUACCUGUGCCAACCCCUGGUCAGUGGGGGCAGAAGAGAAUCCAGGGUUAAAGGGAGGGAGUCGACGCUCCCCGGCCCUCCCCUCAGCCCUAGACUUGUUUUGAUCUGUGUGUGCCGUGUGUGAACUUCCACGAGACAGUAUUAAAAACAUUUUAGUGGAUUUAUCA
Mus musculus (house mouse) is the source of this 2546-nucleotide messenger RNA. RefSeq names its product proline-rich transmembrane protein 1 (gene Prrt1). NCBI's taxonomy places the organism in Eukaryota, Metazoa, Chordata, Mammalia, Rodentia, Muridae. Gene Ontology annotation, cellular component: membrane; plasma membrane; synapse. Bases 641 to 1672 code for a protein of 343 amino acids. The record is from RefSeq and is a predicted model, not a curated record. The transcript has 4 exons.